Alternaria ventricosa is the source of this 1302-nucleotide messenger RNA. RefSeq lists its product as uncharacterized. Gene Ontology annotation, cellular component: membrane; glycosylphosphatidylinositol-mannosyltransferase I complex. The coding region runs from base 1 to 1302 and encodes 433 amino acids. Gene Ontology annotation, biological process: GPI anchor biosynthetic process. The transcript is spliced from 2 exons. Lineage: Eukaryota; Fungi; Ascomycota; Dothideomycetes; Pleosporales; Pleosporaceae. Gene Ontology annotation, molecular function: alpha-1,4-mannosyltransferase activity; GPI mannosyltransferase activity. The record is from RefSeq and is a predicted model, not a curated record.
AUGGCUCUUUCCUUUUUUUUCCGCAGUCCACCACUGGUCUUCACAACGUCAAUCAUCCUGAGAGUUAUCUUCCUGUUGUACGGACUCUGGCAGGAUGCAAAUUCGGCUAUGAAAUACACCGAUAUCGACUAUUAUGUCUUCACAGAUGCUGCGCGCUACAUCUCGCGUGGCGAGUCCCCUUACGCACGGGACACGUAUCGUUAUACGCCCCUCCUGGCGUGGCUCAUCUGCCCUACUGUAUGGUCUGGGCAAUUCUGGUUUUCGUUCGGAAAGGUCUUCUUCGCUAUCGGCGAUGUUGCUACAGGAUGGAUGAUGUUUCGUAUCUUGAAGCAGUACAAGAAGAUGAGCAACGAGCGGGCUCUCAAGUUCGCCAGCAUCUGGCUGCUGAAUCCAAUGGUGGCCACUAUCAGUACAAGAGGUAGCUCCGAGGGACUGCUUGGAGUUAUCGUAACGGCAUUGCUUUGGGCGGUGUUGGCAAAGCAAAGAGAGCUUACUGGGUUCUUGCUCGGGUUCGCAGUGCACUUCAAAAUCUACCCGUUCAUCUACGCAGCCUCUAUUGUUUGGUUCCUCGAUGAUACACAAGUUGUAACAGAGACAGAGACCCGACAACAACCACCAACUUCCUUGCUCGAGAGAACGCGCAAAUUUGUCAAUCCCACGAGAAUAUAUCUCGUACUCUACAGUCUCCUUGCGUUUACGGGCUUGAACCUGCUUAUGUACAAGGUGUACGGAUGGCCAUUCCUCGAGCAUAGCUAUCUUUACCAUCUGACUCGUACCGACCACCGCCACAACUUUUCGCCUUAUAAUACGCUCCUCUACCUGAAAUCGUCCCCGACUACGGACUUGGAGCCGACCACAUUGUCUUCCGGACUAGAGCGUUUAGCAUUCAUUCCGCAACUGCUUCUCAGUGCUUUCUUCAUACCACUAGCGUUAGCGAAGAAGGAUCUUCCGAACACGAUGUUAGCGCAGACGUUUGCCUUCGUUGCCUUUAACAAGGUCUGCACAAGCCAGUACUUUCUUUGGUACAUGAUGUUUCUCCCAUACUACCUUCCAGAUUCGACUCUCCUACAUUCAGCGCCCAUCGGUAUCACAGCACUUCUGCUCUGGAUUGUGGGCCAAGUUGCCUGGCUCCAGCAGGGCUUUCAACUUGAGUUCAACGGCCGUUCGACUUUUGUUCCCGGACUCUGGGCUUCUAGCAUACUCUUUUUCCUCGUCAAUGCUGGCAUUCUUGGUGUCAUCAUCUACGACACUGAGCAUAAGAAACCAGAGGGAAAGGCUGCCCCAGAGAAGAAACCUUCAUAA